UAUAAAUCGAAUUAGUCGGCCACCACAGGAAAGAAGCAAUGGAAUUGGAAAACAAUGAUAACGCCGUCCUCGCCGGAGAUAUCAUGACGGAGCCAAUGGACAUAAUGCAAGUCAACAAAAAGGUUAUUCUUGGACCAGGGCUACGAAUAGAUGGCAACACCAUACGGGCUAGCAAGUGUGGACAGCUGAAGAUUAAGGCCCCUAACACGUUUUGGGUGGAUGCUCACCAGAGGCGUUACGUUCCAAACCGGGGAGAGCUUGUGAUUGGCGUGGUCAUUGCAAAGGCAGGAGACAUAUUUCGGUUAGAUAUUGGUAGCAAUGAUACUGCUUCCUUGUCUUAUAUGGCCUUUGAAGGAGCGACGAAGAAAAAUCGUCCGGACGUAAAUGUUGGAGACAUUGUGUAUGCUCGUUUGUUAAUAGCUCAUUCUGAUGUUGAACCAGAACUAGUGUGCGUAGAUUCUCACGGCAAAAAAGGCAAAUUGGGCGUUUUGCACGAAGGUUUUAUGUUGUGUUGCAGUUUAAAUUUGGUUCGCAAAAUACUCAACCCCAAGUGUACAUUUUUAAGUCUUCUUGCGAAAGAACUCGCAUUUGAAAUGGCGGCUGGAAUGAAUGGACGCAUUUGGAUUCGAGGAAAAACAAUCAAAGAAACAAUCGCAGUAGGAAAUGCAAUACUGGCCUUAGAAUAUGUAUCAAACGACCGCAUCCGAGAUCUUUGUACCGACAUCGGAGCUUAUGUUUCAGGUUUCGUAAAAUAA
Anopheles nili is the source of this 755-nucleotide messenger RNA. RefSeq names its product exosome complex component RRP40 (gene Rrp40). NCBI's taxonomy places the organism in Eukaryota, Metazoa, Arthropoda, Insecta, Diptera, Culicidae. Gene Ontology annotation, molecular function: RNA binding. Gene Ontology annotation, cellular component: nuclear exosome (RNase complex); cytoplasmic exosome (RNase complex). The coding region runs from base 39 to 755 and encodes 238 amino acids. The record is from RefSeq and is a predicted model, not a curated record. Gene Ontology annotation, biological process: exonucleolytic trimming to generate mature 3'-end of 5.8S rRNA from tricistronic rRNA transcript (SSU-rRNA, 5.8S rRNA, LSU-rRNA); poly(A)-dependent snoRNA 3'-end processing; CUT catabolic process. The transcript has a single exon.